Messenger RNA from Argiope bruennichi, 3804 nucleotides. RefSeq lists its product as uncharacterized. The record is from RefSeq and is a predicted model, not a curated record. The coding region runs from base 1 to 3804 and encodes 1267 amino acids. Lineage: Eukaryota; Metazoa; Arthropoda; Arachnida; Araneae; Araneidae. Gene Ontology annotation, biological process: DNA integration. The transcript has 4 exons. Gene Ontology annotation, molecular function: nucleic acid binding.
AUGAAAAAGAGUGAAAUAAUACGUUUAAUUGAGGAGAGUGAUGUGUACAAAAAUGACAACGAAGUUGUUAAAGAUGCUGUAGAUCAAAUAAUAGGGAAUAAAAACCAAAAAUCCGAUCAGGAUAGUGAAAUAGAACUAGAGCGUCUUAGAUUAGAGAGAGCUAAAAUAGAAUUACAAUUAGCGCAAUUAAGGGCUACUGAAAAUAGUACUCAGACUUCCGUUAAUGUAGAGAGUAAAACCGAACCAGAAGAGUCUCUGGAUAGCUUAUUAAAGUCUGUGAGAAUAUUGUGUAUUAAACCACCGAGCAAAGCUCAGGAUUGGGGUUUCUUUUUUACUUCGUUAGAGAGAGCACUUAAUACUAAAAAGGUUCCUGAGAAAUAUAAAGCAGAGAUUUUAUUAAAUUUAUUAAGAGAAAGAGCUUCUAACAUCCUGACUUAUAUUGCUGAGAAAGACUUAAAUAAUUAUGAAGAAAUUAAAUCAAUUGUACUAAGAGAAUUCGAGCCAACAGCGCAAGCGGUUUUAGAGAAUUUUAGAUAUGCUACUAGAGAUAAUGAAACUCAUGUGCAAUUCGCGUCAGGCUUAAUGACGAGUUUUGAAUAUUAUUUAAAAUUAAGGGGUGUUAAAGAUUUGGAGACCCUAAAACAAUUGAUAGUUUCGGAUAAAUUAUUCCAAACGCUGGAUAAAGAAACAGCAACUCAUAUUAAUAUUAGGCAAAAUCAAAAGUGGUUUACACCUCUCGAGUUAGGAAAAGAAUGUGAUCUUUAUUUUGCUUCCAAAGGAGGUAGCGUUUCGAGUUCAGUUAAAUUAAAUUCUAACUAUUGCGGUUUAAUAUGUGGAGCAGAAGAAUUAAAUUCAAACUUGAGAAAAUUUUGGGAGAUUGAGGAAAUGGGUAAUGAAUUACCUAAAAGUAAAGAGAAUGCUAUUUGUGAGGAGCAUUAUGCGCGAACACAUAGAAGAGAUGAGACAGGAAAAUAUACUGUGGCGAUGCCAUUUAAAGAGCAUUGUUCAUGUCUAGGGAAUUCAAGGGAUAUUGCUCUAAAACGACUCGAAUCGCUGUGGACUCGCCUGUCUAGAGACCAAAAAUAUCUGAAACUGUAUUCUGAUUUUCUGAAGGAGUAUGAGGAGUUAGGCCACAUGAGCGAGAUACAAGAUGAAAGUGUUGAACCUGAAGUGACAUAUUAUAUGCCUCAUCAUGGCAUCUAUAGGCCUCAAAAAACGACGACUAAACUACGUACUGUGUUUAAUGCGUCCACCUUGACUAGUAGUGGAAAAUCGCUCAACUCAAUUCAGUAUAACGGCGGAGUGAUUCAAGACGAUCUAUUUACAUUGCUAAUUAGAUUCAGAAAGCAUAUAUUUGCAUUUACUUCAGAUAUUCGUCAGAUGUAUCGUAUGAUCAAUAUAGAUGAGAGUCAAAGAAAUCUCCAAAGAAUUUUAUGGAAAGAGGGAGCUAAUGAGCCCGUUAAAACGUAUCAGCUAAAUACGGUUACCUACGGAACGGUUAGCGCUCCAUAUCUAGCCAUGAGAACACUUAAGCAAAUUUCCAUUGACGAGGGAAAAAACUUUCCAAGUGCUGCAUCAGUCUUGUGCCAUGAAUUUUAUAUGGACGACGUUUUAAGUGGAGCGAGUACAUUGGAAGAGACAAAAACUUUGCAACAUGAACUUGUUGGCAUUCUAAAAACUGCCCAGAUGUCAUUACACAAGUGGUGUGUAAAUACUUCCGAGCUUAUUCCUGCUACGGAGAAAGAGUAUGAGUUCUCAUCUACAGAUGAAAUUAAGACUUUAGGGAUUGCCUGGAAGGCUAAAACUGACUGCUUUACCUUUAAAGUAGAUUUACAGCAUAAUGUCUAUCCUACCAAAAGGUCGGUCUUAUCCAUUAUCGCCGGACUUUUUGAUCCACUUGGGUUACUUGGGCCAGUGAUCACAAAGGCAAAAAUAUUCAUGCAACAAUUGUGGUUGCUCAAGAUCGAUUGGGGUGAAAUGCUUCCCGAGAAAGAAGCUAGUGAAUGGCAAGAGUUUGUAACAUCUUUAAGAAACUUAAAUGACAUUAACAUAGAAAGAUGUAUUGUCAUUCCAAACGCGGAAGUGAAUGAGCUUCAUGGAUUCUGUGACGCGUCUGAAAAGGCACAUGGCGCUGCAAUCUACGCCAGAACAGUCGAUUCAGCGGGUGAAGUGAAAGUGAAGCUAAUCGCGAGUAAAUCUCGUGUGUCACCAAUCAAGCAGGUAACUAUACCUCGUUUAGAAUUAUGCAGUGCCGUUCUGCUCUCCAAAUUGAUGCGGAAGGUAAAAAAUGCAUUAAAAAUGGAUAUUACGUCAGUAUCGUAUUAUUCGGACUCUACAAUCGUGCUUUCGUGGAUGAGAAAAGAGUCACGAGACUUAAAAACAUUUGUUGCGAACAGAGUGGCUAUAAUUCAAGAAUCCACAGAAAUGAAUCAGUGGCAUCACGUUCCUUCCGAACAAAAUCCCGCUGACGUCAUUUCAAGAGGACUUGAUCCAACGAGAAUGCAACAAAGUGACUUAUGGUGGUUUGGUCCAAUAUUUCUCCAAGAACUGGUUGUGAGCUUUCCUGGUGAUUGCGACGACAUCCACGAUUCAUUGGACAGUUCUGUGCAGAACAGGGAUGUAGCUGCCUUUAAUUGUGAAAUAAAAGCCCUAAAAAAAGGUGAAAAUGUUAAUAAGAGUGAGGUAAGUUGCUUGAACCCAUUUCUAGACCCAAACGGUGUCUUACGUGUUGGAGGAAGACUAAGUAAUUCUGAUUUAUCAUAUGAUAAAAAGUUUCCCAUAUUACUUCCAAAGAAUCACAAAUUCACGUUGUUAGUUAUGCAAUAUUUUCAUCUUAAAUAUUUGCAUGUUGGUGCACAAACAUUGUUGUAUUUGGUAAGACGGGAAUAUUGGUCAUUAUCUGGCAGAAAUACAGCCAGAGAAAUUAUUCAUGAUUGUGUUAUUUGUGCUAAAACUAAACCUAGAACGGUAACCCAAAUUAUGGGAAAUCUCCCAACUAAUAGAGUUAAACCUAGUUAUCCUUUUACUCAUGUUGGGAUAGACUUUUGUGGACCUUUCUAUAUUAAAUACAAGGGUCAGAGGAAAGGAAAUUAUCAAAAAUGUUAUGUGGCUGUUUUCAUUUGCUUUGCUACUAAGGCAAUCCACUUGGAAAUAGUCACUGACUUAACUGCAGAGGCAAUGAUUGCCACUUUAAAGCGCUUUUUUAGCAGAAGAGGUGUUAGUUCCUCUAUCUGUUCUGAUAAUGCAACUAAUUUCAAAGGGGCCAAUUCAGAUUUGAAACGUUUGCAAAAUAUGAUUGGUAGACCCCCAGAGCCAUUAGCUAAUUACUUAACAACUGAACAAGUGACAUGGAAAUUUAUUCCACCAAGGUCACCUAACUUCGGUGGCUUAUGGGAGGCGGGUGAUAAAUCUUUCAAACACCAUUUAAAGAGAGUUGUUGGUAAUGCGCGUUUAACAAUGGAACAGUUUUUGACUAUUGUUAUUCAAAUUGAAGGUAUUCUAAACAGUCGCCCACUGACACCUUUGUCAUCAGAUCCAAACAAUUUUGAAAUUUUGACCCCAGGCCAUUUUUUAAUCGGCCGUCCCAUAAAUUGUAUUCCUGAUCCAGAUUAUUCAGAGAGAAAAGAUAAUCUUUUAUCUCAAUGGCAAAGAUUGAGCAAAAUGGUCCAAACAAUUUGGAAAAAAUGGAAAUUAGACUACUUAAAUAAUUUGCAAGCCAGACACAAAUGGCAUUUAGUUUAUAAUGAGGCUAAUAUUAUGCAAUCUGUUCAUACUUGUGGAACUCUAGAGGAGAAAAUCCUCUGA